This is a messenger RNA of Amblyraja radiata (thorny skate), 2535 nucleotides long. Its product is annotated as tumor necrosis factor receptor superfamily member 6B-like. Lineage: Eukaryota; Metazoa; Chordata; Chondrichthyes; Rajiformes; Rajidae. The coding region runs from base 153 to 1061 and encodes 302 amino acids. The transcript has 4 exons. Gene Ontology annotation, molecular function: protein binding. The record is from RefSeq and is a predicted model, not a curated record.
UUACGCCAGAGGUGGGACCAACGCCUCCGCGCUCCGAGGGGCUUUCCCGCUUUCCUCUGCCUGGGUUUAAACCCGCUGCGUUUCCACGGACAGAUGCAGCGAGCUCUCGACUCCAGCCUGACCCGGGACCAGCGAACCGCAGCGCCGCCGAGAUGACCUUCGUGAGGUGGUUCUUCAGCUUGGCUAUUGCCCCUUUCGUUUAUGCAAGUGCAGAGGCCAGUGCAUCUGAAUAUACCUAUCAACAUGAAGGUCGAAUCUGUCGCCGUUGUCCUCCAGGGUUGUACAUGAAGACACGUUGCACGAGAAGCCACGAUACAAUUUGUGCACCAUGCUCAGCAAACCAUUAUACGCAGUACUGGAACUAUGUACAGAAGUGCCAAUAUUGCAAUAAUUUCUGCCAAGAAAAUCAAUACGUUAAGUCUGAAUGCAACCAAUUCCACAACAGAGUGUGCGAAUGCAAGGACGGAUACUUCUGGAAAUAUGAAUUUUGUAUGAAGCAGAAAGAAUGUCCCCAGGGAUUCGGAGUUACAGCUCCAGGUACUCCACAAGAAGAUACCGUUUGUACAAAGUGUCGUCCUGGUUUCUUCUCCUCCGUGAGUUCUGCCACGAUGCAAUGUAAGAGGCACACCAACUGCACCAAGCUGGGCUUGGAGCUGGAUAUAGUUGGCACCACGUGGCACGACAACUUGUGCAGCCCCUGCCAGCCCUCUGGCACUAAAGAGGGUAUUUCAGAGUGCGAAGAAGCCCUGUUUAAUUUUGUCGAUCGACAAAAUAUCAGGCAAAAGAAAAUGUUGCAACUUGGAAAAGCAUUAACCAUCUUGACUGAAGAUGAUGUGGUACAAAUAAAGAAUGGCAAGCAACAGACUAGGCUGCUACUUAACGUCGGGAAGAUGAAGAGGGAUGUGAGCAUUUCUGCAGAAGACUUCGUGAAAGCUCUGAGAGAAAUUAAGCUAAAAAAAAUUGCAAAAAAAGUGAUUCACAAGUUCCUCAAAAAAAACGAUGAACUCACGGACAGGUGUGGUGAGGCAAAAAAUUACAGGAUAGUAGUAGAAGGGAAAUAGAGAAUGAAUUGUUUAAAAAUCUCGAUAUCUUUCAAAGUCGUCCUUGUUUUACUUUCCCCAACACCUUAGACUAGGCGACCAUUUCAUCGAACACUUGUGCUCCAUCUGCCAAGUCAUGCUGAAACUCCUGGUUGCUCGCCAUUUUAACUCCCCUUCCUAUUCCCAUAUUGACCUUUCUUUCCUUGGCCUCCUCCAUUGCCAGAGUGAGGCCACACCAAAACGGGAGGAACAGCGUGUCAUAUUCCACUUCCAUACCUCACAAGCCAACAGUAUUAACAUUGAGUUCUCCAAUUUUAAGUAACACCCCAGUCACCCUGCUCCUUUCCCCUCCUUCGUGCUCUCGUCGCCCAUCCCCGCGCCCAUUUAAUUAACUUAAGCAGAGGGCUAAAAUAUCACUACAGUGCAAUUGGCUGUUCAGUCCAGGAAACCACCAAAUAGAAUAAUGUAUGACUUGUCCAAUUCUAUUGGACAGAGCAACUUUAUUUUUUACAAUCUUACUUUUAAACAGUAUCAGUUAGGAUAUAGAAAAUUACAUUUCUCGAGGGUUGAAUAGAAGAAUGUUACACGAUAGAUUUUCAUCAAAUUUGAAGACCAUUAUUGUAAACCAUUGAUCUGAUCUGAAAUAAAGUGACCAUAUAAAUAGCAAUAAGGCAAAUGCCCAGAUCAAUUUCAGGCAAUGUAAAGUAUUCGCUAAUAUUCAUUUGAUUCUUAAAAACUUGGUUUCUGUACAAAUCUGACAUUAGGUUUUUAUUGAGUAGACGUUAGGCUCCCAGUUGCUCAGGCAGUCACCCCAAGGAUAACAAUCAGGACUGCAGCAUAUGGUAUGUUCGUAUCCAAAGACCUACAGGUUUGCAGGUUAAUUGACUUGGUAUAAAUGUAAAGUUGUCCCGAGUGUGUGUAGGGUAGUGUUAAUGUGUGGGGAUUGCUGGUUGGUGUGGAUACGAUGGGCCAAAGGGCCUGUUUUGCACAGUAUUACUAAACUAAACUAAGCAUCGGUAGUGAUUGUCUGGCAAUUUCCAAUCCUAGUACUUCAGCGACAUUAUUUAGGCAGCCACAUCUGAUAUAAAUACAGAAUAAUUGCCUGAUCUACUAACAUUCGUGCACUACAAAAAGAUAGGUGCUGAUAUUUCCCACCUGCUUUAAAGUAAAGAGAAACAAAUUAUUAGUAAAUACAAGCACAGUCAGAGGGCGUUCAAAGCUUCUCAGAAUUCACACCACUCAUACAUCCCACAGCUCCAAACCCCACCUAUCUUCACCAAUGCCUCUCCAUACUAUUCAUCCCUCCUUGGCUAAAUGAGUGGAUGACCAAACUAUUCCUGCACUGGCAUUAUAGAAUGCAGAAGUGUUGCGAACACUCCCGACAAUGUAGGUUUAAGGUGAAGGGGAAAAGAUUUAAUAGGAACCUGAGGGUAACCUUUUCACACAAAAAAUGGUGGUGGGUGUAUAGAAACGAACUGCCGGAGGAGGUAGUUGU